Molecule: messenger RNA, 1554 nt
Organism: Nannospalax galili (Upper Galilee mountains blind mole rat)
Lineage: Eukaryota; Metazoa; Chordata; Mammalia; Rodentia; Spalacidae
Gene: Marchf11
Product: membrane associated ring-CH-type finger 11
Exons: 4
Coding region: 211-1404 (397 amino acids)
Biological process (GO): protein ubiquitination
Molecular function (GO): ubiquitin-protein transferase activity; zinc ion binding
Source: RefSeq, a predicted model, not a curated record
GAGCCGGCGGCUCAGCGGAACAGCAGCCUCUGCCGCCGCAGCGCCGGGUCCUCGGCUAACCCUCCCGGUCCCGCCCUCCCUCCCCCUGCGCCCCUUCCCCCUGCCCGCCUUCCUCCCUCCCUCCGCCUCCUCUGUCCUCCCGUCUCUGGCUGCAGUCCGCGCCCGGCCCGCCAGCCGGGCGGGCAGGAGGGCGGCGUCGUCGGCUCCAUCAUGAGCGUUGAGGGCAGCCAAGGCAGCCACCGGGGUCGCCCGGCUGACAGCCGCGAAGCAGAACCGCCCCCGCCGUCCCCCAAGCCGGGAGAGCUGGCCCCGGGCUCCACCGCUCCGCGCUACCGGCCGCCGCUGCCCGCGCUCCCGGAGCGCACCGCCGGGCCGGGCGAGCCGCCGGGAGAGGUGGCCCCGGGGCGCCAGGGCGCGGAGGAGUCGCCUCCGCCUCCGCCUCCCCUGCAGCCCGCCGGCCACGAGGUGUCAGCGGCUGGCGACUCCGGGGAAGGUCUGGGGCGCUUUUCGGAGGUGGCUGUCCCAGACGCGGUGACAGGGAAAGGCGGCCCCGGGGAGCCAGAGGCCGGCGCGGGCGGGGAGGGCGAGCGGCGGGGCGCGGGAGACCAGCCGGAGACUCGCUCCGUGUGCAGCAGCCGCAGCAGCAGUAGUGGCGGUGGCGACCAGCGCUCUGGACACCAGCACCAGCACCACCAGCCCAUUUGCAAGAUCUGCUUCCAGGGCGCAGAGCAGGGUGAGUUGUUAAAUCCUUGCCGAUGUGACGGGUCGGUUCGGUACACACAUCAGCUGUGUCUGCUAAAGUGGAUCAGUGAAAGGGGCUCCUGGACUUGCGAACUCUGCUGCUAUAGAUACCAUGUCACAGCUAUUAAAAUGAAACAGCCUUGCCAGUGGCAGAGCAUUUCUAUAACACUGGUUGAGAAAGUUCAGAUGAUUGCUGUAAUCCUAGGAUCCCUGUUCUUAAUAGCAAGUGUGACUUGGCUCCUCUGGUCAGCCUUCAGCCCCUAUGCAGUGUGGCAGAGGAAGGACAUCCUUUUUCAAAUCUGCUAUGGAAUGUAUGGUUUUAUGGAUCUAGUAUGCAUAGGUCUCAUUGUUCAUGAAGGAGCUGCAGUUUACAGAGUAUUUAAACGCUGGCGAGCUGUCAAUUUGCACUGGGAUGUUUUAAAUUAUGACAAAGCCACAGACAUCGAGGAAAGUAGCCGAGGAGAGUCUUCCACAAGCAGGACUUUAUGGUUACCACUGUCGGCUCUACGAAACAGAAACUUGGUCCACCCAACGCAACUCACCUCACCACGGUUUCAGUGCGGCUACGUGCUGUUACAUCUAUUCAACCGGAUGAGGGCCCACGAAGAUGUGUCAGAAGAAAACGGCUCCGGGGAGGUUGUGAUGAGAGUGACAUCUGUGUGACAGAUCCAUGGUGUGGACCCCUGCACAUUUUGGAAUGUAAUUGCAAUGAAUGGCAAAACCAUAGCACUUCUCAAAUUACAUCUAUGAACUUUUUAAAACCUAUGCUUUUUAUAUGAACAUUUGAAUUGCAAAUACAUUUUUCUGAAAAAA